AGGAGCCUGAGAGCCAACUGACUCACUCGAGAUCCGGUUGGAGUCACUUGUUGCUGGGAUAAGAGACACGUAAUUUAAAGGAAGAGAGAUUUAUUUUGGCCCACGUUUUCAGAAACUUCAGUCCUUGUGUGGUUGGCCAGCUCCAAGGCAGGAACAGGAUGGCAGAAGAGCACAGGAAAGGUAGAUUUGAAUGGACCUGAAGAGUCGUUGAGCAAUUAUCUAGUGAUUACCUUCCUUGGGGAGUCCAGAGAGAAUUGCUGGAAGAAAAUUGGUGUAAGAUACAGCGUUACAACGACGGCAUAAUCGCUGCAUAAUCCCAGCACUCAGAGCUCGGUGUUCACGUCUGGCUCUCCAACGAAGGAAACCAAAGGGAAGAAUGUCCGUGAUAUGUCCAAGCCCUGCGUGGAGCCAGGAGAGAGGCACGUGGCCAGGCAGGCUGUGUUCUGUGAGUGCAAUCUUCUGGGGUCCCAAAGAUGCCAUGACAGACCUGUACACAUUGAGAGUAUCCCCAGCCAAGACUGUCAGAUGCUGCCAGAGAGCAAGUGGGGAAGCAUGGACAGAUGGGGUUGGCCGGAGCCCAGGAAGGCGUGGCGGAGGCACCAAGGAGCUGUGGGACCAUCGUGGAGGCUGGUCUAAGGUAGAGCCUCAUUGCCUCCCCUUGAAUGUGGGUUUACUUCUCAAGAACGGAGUAUGGCAGAGGAAAUAUGUGACUUCCAAGUUCUGCCUAUGAAAGACGUUGCGGCUUCCACUGUGUGGAAUCAUUUUCUACGGGGGAGGACAGCUGCCAUAUUUGCAAAGCCCAAGAAACUCUACAGAGAAGAACUGAGGGUCGGGAAGAGCACCUCACGUCGCAGAUGAACAGGCAGUCGACUUGCCAGCCAGCCAUGCCUUAAGGUGAUGGUGAUGGUACCUGCCCGACAGUUCACUGCCGCCUCAUGGGAGAAUGGAGCCAGACCCACCUCGAUAUCUGACAGUUCCAGUCCACUUGCUGAAAUGACUACUCUUUACGCACUGAAUUAGCUUUUCACUUUUGUCAAAAAUCAAGUUACCGGCAAGAGUACAUCUAGACUGGCAGAGUAAGGAGCUCCGAAGAUCUGCUGCAACAUCGUAACAAUGAGAAUACUGGAUAGAAGAGGACUGGAUCUGUUUCUGAGUCACCAUGGAAUGUGGCCUAACCAAAACUCAGUGAAACCCAAAGCUUUUGUUGAGAUCCCUCUCGACCCCCAGGAUGUUUCCCACAGUUAACAGAGGAGUUGACAUAAAACCUUGAAUUGUCCCAGAGCCGGAGGAAGAUGGGAGAUACCCAGCAAAGCAGGUUCCCUUCAGUGCCCGGGGCAAGGAAUCAGAGAGGCAGAAGAGGCUGUCACUUGGUCUCAAAUCAUGGAUCUUCCCCGGCAUCGGAAGCAGACUCGGCUCACUACAAAGAGAAGGUGCUCACUAAAAGGAGCCCAGGCAGUGCCAAGUGUCAGAGCGCCAGGCAACAAGGUCCGGAGCGUGGCUUGCACAGUGGCCGAACCUCCACUGCCCAGCAGACCUGAUGCUGCUGUCGCCACCCUGAGGCAGCUAUGGUGACAGGCCCUGAGUAUAGAAGAAAUACGUCUCGAAUUGUGACACUUUACACUCCCAGCUGUGCCCAGCGGCCCAUGGCUCCUCCUUCCAAGUGACAUACUGAUUGUGUCGCUUCCGCCGAGGUUUCGGAAGAGUGAAGAGCAGCGCCAGUAGCUUUCUUCCCCUUCCUUAGUAAAUCUGAUGCACCAGGAAUUGUACUUGGCGGAGCCCUGAGAGACCAGCGGCCGUCCACGUUCUCCAGGCCAAACAUAAACAGAAUUUCAGUCGGAGGCAGCAAGACUCACCAAAAUGAAACCAGGAGGCUUCUGGCUGCAUCUCACACUGCUCGGGGUCUCCCUGCCUGCUGCGCUGGGAUGGACAGAUCCUGGAACCAGCAGAGGCCUGGACGUCAGUGGGGGGGAGUCGCAGGCGGAGGGAUCCAGAAGCUUUGAAGUCACGAGAAGAGAAGGACUUCCUGGCCAUGGGCCGCUGGCCUCCUGCAGGAAGAAACUAUGCGGCCGCGGGAGCCGGUGUGUGCUCAGCAGUGAGACCGGGGAGCCCUCCUGCCAGUGCCUGGAGGCGUGCAAGCCCCGCUACCUGCCCGUGUGUGGCUCUGAUGGGCAGCUCUACGAGAACCACUGUGAGCUCCACCGGACCGCCUGCCUGCUGGGAAAGGAGGUUGCCGUCAUGAACAGCAAGGAAUGUUUCCUCAAAGGUAACAGGUGCACCAUGGCCGGCUAUGCCCGCCUCAAGAGCGUCCUUCUGGCACUGCAGACCCACAGGCAGCCACUCCUAGCGGGUUACCGCAGUCCAGACCCUGCCUCCCAGAAGCGCCUGCUGGUGGAGUCUCUGUUUAAGGACUUGGACGCGGAUGGAAAUGGGCACCUCAGCAGAUCUGAGCUGGCUCAGCACGUGCUGAAGGAGCAGGACCUGGAUGGGGACCUGCAGGGAUGCUCGCCAGGUGACCUCCUCCGAUUUGACGACUACAACAGUGACAGCUCCCUGACUCUACGCGAGUUCUACACAGCUUUCCAGGUGGUUCAGCUCAGCCUCGCCCCCGGGGACAGGGUCAGCAUGACCACCGUGACUGUGGGACUGAGCACGGUGCUGACCUGUGCCAUCCGAGGAGACCUGAGGCCACCCAUCAUCUGGAAGCGCAACGGGCUAACCCUGAACUUCCUGGACCUGGAAGACAUCAAUGACUUCGGGGAGGAGGACUCCCUGUACAUCACCAAGGUGACCACCAUCCACAUGGGCAACUACACCUGCCACGCCGCAGGCCACGAGCAGCUGUUCCAGACCCACAUCCUGCAGGUGAAUGUGCCACCAGUCAUCCGCGUCUAUCCAGAAACCCAGGCACAGGAGCCCGGGGUGGCGGCCAGCCUGCGAUGCCACGCAGAGGGCAUUCCCAUGCCCAGAAUCACUUGGCUGAAAAACGGCAUGGAUGUCUCGGCCCAGAUGUCCAAACAGCUGUCCCUCUUGGCCAAUGGGAGCGAGCUCCACAUUGACAGUGUUCGGUAUGAAGACACAGGCGCGUACACCUGCAUCGCCAAGAAUGAAGUGGGCGUGGACGAAGACAUCUCCUCCCUCUUCAUUGAGGACUCGGCCAGGAAGACCCUGGCAAACAUUCUUUGGCGAGAGGAAGGCCUCAGUGUGGGAAACAUGUUCUACGUCUUCUCCGAUGACGGCAUUGUGGUCGUCCACCCUGUGCACUGUGAGAUCCAGAGGCACCUCAAACCCACAGAGAAGAUCUUCACCAGCUACGAAGAAAUCUGUCCCCAAGAAGGAGAUGCCACCCAGCGGUGCCAGUGGGCGUCUGCAGUCAACGUCAGGAACCGGUACAUCUACGUGGCCCAGCCGGCGCUAAGCAGAAUCCUUGUGGUCGAUGUUCAAGCCCAGGAAGUCCUACAGUCCAUAGGUGUGGACCCUCUGCCAGCCAAGCUGUCCUAUGACAAGUCGCAUGACCAGGUGUGGGUCCUGAGCUGGGGGGAGGUGCACAGGUCCCAGCCAAGCCUGCAGGUGAUCACAGAAGCCAGCACUGGCCAGGGCCAGCACCUCAUCCGAACGCCUUUUUCAGGAGUGGAUGAUUUCUUCAUUCCUCCAACAAACCUCGUCAUCAACCACAUCAGGUUUGGCUUCCUCUUCAACAAGUCCGAGCCUGCAGUGCACAAAGUCGACCUGGAGACACUGAUGCCGCUCAAGACCAUCGGCCUGGGGCACCACGGCUGUGUGCCGGCGGCCAUGGCGCACACCCACCUGGGCGGCUACAUCUUCAUCCAGUGCCGACAGGACACCCGCGCCCCCGCCACCCCGCAGCUGCUCGUCGACAGCGUGACAGACUCCGUGCUGGGGCCCAAUGGUGAGGUGACGGGCACCCCCCACGUGUCCCCCGACGGGCGCUUCAUCGUCAGUGCUGCCACCGACAGCCCCCGGCUAUACGUGCAGGAGGUCACGGUGCGGGGGGAGAUCCAGACCCUCUACGACCUGCAGAUAGGCGCGGGCCUCUCGGACCUGGCCUUCCAGCGCUCCUUCACCGAGGGCGGGCAGUACGACGUCUAUGCCACCCUGGCGACGGCGCCCGGCCUGCUCUUCCUGCAGCUGUCCACUGGGAAGAUGGGCAUGCUGAACAACUUGAAGGCGCCACGCAAGACGGGGCCCGCCUGGCCCUGGGGGUCACCCCGCAGGGUCCUGAGGGACAGCGGGCUGUUCGGACAGUACCUGCUCACACCAGGGCCGGAGUCUCUGUUCCUGAUCAAUGGGAGAAGGAGCGCACUGCGGUGCGAGGUGGCGGGCGUGAGGCAGGCGGCCGCUGUGGUGUGGGUGGGCGAGGUAUGAGGGAGCCCGGGCGGCUGCACUGGGCAGUCCUGACGCCGCAGCCCCCAAAAGGCACGCUAUACAUUUCACAGACAAAAGCAAACACCCGUAUCCGCUUUGUGGUUCAACACUGGUCUUGCAAGUUUCCUAGUAUAAGGUAUGCUCCACUCCAUUAGGAAGUAUGAUUUUCGCCUUGAGCUACAAUGAGAACACUGCUGCUGUGUAAGGGAAUCGCUGCUAUGCCGGGCUGCACGCCAAGUCACCUGGGAACGCCACGGCCCCCAGAGAUCCUGUGCUCCAGGCUGACACCUCUGUCACUGUCCUGUCCCGCAGACCCUGAAGCAGCCGCCCAAAGCAGGGCUGGGUGGGGAGGAGCAGGACCCUCCCUCGCGGUGGUCAGGGCCAUCUGCCCUGGCUCCCUUAGGACCCUGCUUCCUCUUUCUCCGCUGCUACUUGCUCUCCUUCCCACCUGACUCGUAGGCCUGAGGGAGAGCCAUUGCCUGAGGGAGAGCCAUUGCAACUGACUGCACCUUGGGGGACGGGAAAUCACUCGCUUUAUUUUGGAAAUUUUUGAUUGAAAAAUAAUUUUUUAUAAUCUGAAAUGCUAGUAAGCAGAAAGACGCUCUUCGCAGUUCAGCUGUGUUCUUUCCUGCCUUAGGCCAUGACUCUGAGGGUCACAGCCGCACAUUCCACAGCCAGAGAGAAGAAAGCUUAUUAGCCACAGCAGCCUGCUCCGCCAUUGCCUCCCCUGACUCCCAGAAUGCAGAUCUGGCCACCUUACCGGUAAAGAUGCUGUCCUGCGCAGGGACCCCAAGAGACCAGGACAAGCCCUGCGCGCUGCUCCUCACCAUGAAAAGGGGACAUUUCAGUGGUCAGGCCCCAGAUUCAGGGUGGUCUGGAGCCACCUGACCAGGUGCAGGUGGCCUCUGAGCUCAGUGCAGAGGCCCCAAGGACAGGAGCCCUCCAGGCUCGGGAAGCCGCACCUUUUAAAGCUGGAUUUCUUUUCUCCCUGCAGCCCAGGCGCUUGGCUCUGAUGCCCCAGCCCUACACAGCGCUGCACAUGCUUUCUGGCUUGAUCCCUCUGUAAGCCUCUCCGGGCUGGCAGAGGUGGUCCUGACUCAGACGCCUCAGCUAAUUUAGCCUCCUUCACCUGCCAAUGUAUCACUUUCCAUACACCCAGCCCCUUCUCCGCUCCUCCUGCCCCACCCCAGUUUCCACAAGGGCCGAACCUCUCCUGUGUCUCCUGUCUGCUGGGCCACCAAGCCCCUGUCCCAUAGGACUCCCACGAGUGUGCCUACAUGUGUGUUCACACUGUUUUUUUUUUUUUUUUAAGGUAAGACAUGCAGAUAUAGACUGGUAAUACUCCAAAGCUGGGGGUGAAGGAUAACAUAUCUUGCCUUUUUUUUCCAGCCUCAAUAUCUUGAUAUAUUAAUUCCCAAACUCCUGUGUUUAUCACUGAAAUCCUCCAGCGUUCAUGAACUUCUCCUUUGGGUGAAACGGCAUCAGCCCCUGAUAGAAGACAUGCCUGUGGGCCUCAAGGAGGAACAAGAGCCCUCCCCACAACUAUGAGGCCAGAACAUCAGCCCCUGGGGGUCACAGGAUUCAGGAAAAGACCAAUCAAUCCAGACUGGCCUUUUAGCCAGGGAGUGCCAGCAUCGACUUGCAGACCAGCUGCUCCUUUGCCAGUGUUCCUUCCGCCUGAGUGCACCUGGGAACCAUGCCUUCUGGUCACUGUCCUCACGGUAAAGAUCUGAGACAUGGUGGCCAGCACAGGUCUCCGGGCAGCAGGGAGGACAAAACUGAGUCAGAGCAGGAAAUCGCAGGCCUAAAGCCUGGCUCAGAGCUGCAGGGACUCAUUCCCUGGAUGCAGAAUCACAAAAGCAGGAGGACAAAUUUUUAUAGCACUGAAAACAACAGAUCUGCUGUGGUUGGAGUUGGGGACAGUCAGCCAGAGCUUGCCUACCCUUCCUCCCACACUUCAGUCCCGGAGGAAGCUCUAACACGCAGUCUGAAAGCCAGCAAGGGAGCUGACGACACCACAGAUGGGCCUCGUCCAGCAAACCGGCAAGUGGUCAUGCUGAUGAACGCAAAGAUCAGCAACUGACAGUUUGCAUUAUUAAAGAAAGGCCGAUUUACCAAAAGAAUCACCAAAAAGCUACUUACAUAAACGUAAUCAGUAAUUAUAAAGGAGAAUGGAUUUCACAAAAAUCAACAGUUCGUUUUUACCAGAAAAAUAAACACAAAUAGCGUGGACCCAAGGCAAUAUGGAGGCUUUGAAAUGGAGGUUCCUGUUCUCUUUCUGGCCGAACAGACAGGACUCUGCAUGAAGGUUCUGGAUCCCAAAGCUCCUCCAGCCAACCCCAAAUGGACGACGGCAUGACCAGAGGCUUUCGGCUUCUGGCCAACACAAAGAAGCUCCUGCAGAAGCAGGCCUGAGGGCAGGCCACACCUGCCACGGCGAAGGCCACUGUCAGCCUCCAUGAAACUGACCUAGCUCUGCUUGAGCUGGCCCACACUGAUCUGUUCCGUCUCCAAACUACUCGCGUGUCCUGCUACCUUGCCCAAUCCACAGGAGGAAGUCUGAAGAGCCUUCCGAAGUCUUGGCAGGGGCCAACUACUCAGAGCAGCCCCGGUCCACUGACCCACAGCAGCACCACCGGAGACAGAGCUCAGUCCCCGCACUUCCCACCCCACCCAUCGCCCCAUCUCCCUGCUCAUGUGUGCCAAAACAAGGGCUCCCAGCUCCAGGGAGACGCCCUGGAGAGCAGCAUGCAACCCCAAAUAAAGCCGAGAACAGCCUGCUAUCAAGAAGCGUCAUAACUGCUGAGUCUCCACUUAGGAAAGCAGCCAGAAAUUGGCUUUGUAGGGCCACACCUUGUUUUCUAUUGACCAAUAACCUGUGAACUAAGGGAGAUUUCAGAACUGAGAUGUGAAAAAGAUUCAUUCUGGAUAUAUUUUUCUACAAGGGGGCUUAGAAGUAUAGUAAAUUCAUUUUUCAUAAUGUGUUUCAUUCAAAUACCAUGGACACUGGACCAUCUUCACUAGGAAAACCCAACUCUCCAACCCUCCCCCUCUUCAGAAACAAGCCUCCAGAGGGGCUGACGGCUCCUCCUCCCUCCUAUGCAUCCACCAAUCUACCUCACAUUCUCCCCCAGCACCGAACACCACCUGAAUAUGUGGCCCUCGGGCCGGGAGGCCACACAGGCGAUGUCACAUGACUGCAGUGCUGACCAGGAAGUCCCCUGCCCAACUCCCCCACCCAGCACCGCUGACUCCACUCCAAGUGCAAUCAGAACCUGUCAGAACGCAGCCCCUUGCUGUCCACAAGCACACCCCAGAGCCAGGCACGUAGUCUGUGGAGUUAGGAGAUCAGGAGUAGAGAAAGCUCACUCGGAACCACCAGGGGAGUCAGUACUGUCCAGCAAGAAGAGACCCAGCUGUCUCGGUGGAGCCUCAGUGGAGCCUCCCUGGCCUCCCUCCACUCCCAUCCUUUCUCUCCCUUUCCUGUGCCCCGCCUGUGUCUCGGCCCUCUGCUCAUGAGCCACUCCACCACAGCUGCCACCCUCCAGGAGCAGCGACCUUCCCACCGCACACCCCAGGCGGCCUCCACCCAGAGGGCUUUCUUGCUGUGGAUUCAAGCAAGGAGUCACUCAAAGGCCAGAUGCUAUGAUCUGCUCUGAGACUGGCGUGUAGGCACAGCAGUUUUGUUCAAGAAAGUUAAUAACUGCCUUGUUUUCUCUCCAAAUCACAGGGACCAUAAAACAGAGAAGCUUAAAAAUUUAAAGGGGAAAAAAAUACAAUGCCUAUCCUCAGGGUGUGACUACAAGACUUAAGACUCGGAGUAGCUGGUGGACCACAAGCCUUCUUCCUGCUUUUGUCCACACCAGCUCACCUGCCAAGUCACUGGAGGAUUUGAACAUCUUAUCCCGGCCUGCAGGCUUUGGGCAUGAGCCACCCAGCAGAUACUCAGAGCUGAGCAAGCAUUGUCUUAGGCCUCUGUGUCCUCCUUCUGGCCAUGGGCAGCCAGCAGGGAGGCCUAAUCUAAUCAGAUAAGGAGUGUGGAAAUAUGGGAAAUUCAGGGGAGUGGGGAUUAACUUCCAAAAUCCACAGCGAGGCUUCCUGGGCCAGCACCAGAGUGUGUAGCCUGGUUUUCUGUUUUGUCUUGUUUUGUUCUGUUUUUCACACAAAGUCACAGUUCACACACCCUAUUGAAACUCACCCGGAUGGAUAUGGGACCAUCCUUUUUCCAUAUGGCCCCAGAGAACUGGCCCCUGCCUUAGAGGGCUCUGGAGCAUUCAGCCCUCGCUCCACAAGGCAGUCUCUGUGGUUUGGCCCCCAUCCCAAGCCCGAUAGUCUCUUGCUACUUCUGAGGGGCAAGGGAAGCAGGCCUAUAGGCCGGCCACCCACCCACCCACCCAGGCCUGCUGCCCCUAGCCCCCACCACUCCCUUGUUGCCUGGCUCCCAAGGCUGGCCAGCCCUCUCCCUUCCUCCCCUGACCCCAUUGCUUCCUACCUUUCUGCUGCUGCUUGUGCUUUCUGAAGGUCAUGUGAAAUGACCUCAAAGCAGAACUGGGCAUGGAGUUUUGCUGAAGCGGUCGCGCACACUGACUCAUGCUGUUGUGUUAUCAAAUGGCCCUCAAGACAUGAAGCCACAUCCCCCCGUUAAGAUUCUCACCCCUCCCGACCUCAGAAAACUUUCAGAUCUCUCAUCUGUCAAGCCUCUGUCAAGGCAGGUUGCAUUAUUUUGAGCAGUUGUGUAAACUCCGAAAUAUAUUUUCUGUAAUCACCAGUAUUUCUCAAAAGGUCUCCUGUAAUUAUACAUGUGAAUUUUUCCUUAUUUAUAAAAUAUAUAUAAAUUAUUUUUAAUACAUCAACUUUAGUAGAAAUUUGUACCAACACAGUAACAGUAUGUGGCAUAUGAAAUAAGUUUGUGUUUACUUUGAUGUAUGACACGGUAUUGAACACAUGAUGUAUUUGCAGUACCACUUGAUUUUUUAAAAAAUGACUCACGGAUUAUCAUA
Fukomys damarensis (Damara mole-rat) is the source of this 9383-nucleotide messenger RNA. It is a transcript of the gene Fstl4, whose product is annotated as follistatin like 4. The coding region runs from base 1858 to 4383 and encodes 841 amino acids. The transcript is spliced from 28 exons. Gene Ontology annotation, biological process: cell differentiation; multicellular organism development; regulation of BMP signaling pathway. Gene Ontology annotation, molecular function: protein binding; calcium ion binding. NCBI's taxonomy places the organism in Eukaryota, Metazoa, Chordata, Mammalia, Rodentia, Bathyergidae. The record is from RefSeq and is a predicted model, not a curated record.